Serinus canaria (Common canary) is the source of this 3493-nucleotide messenger RNA. RefSeq names its product docking protein 4 (gene DOK4). The record is from RefSeq and is a predicted model, not a curated record. Lineage: Eukaryota; Metazoa; Chordata; Aves; Passeriformes; Fringillidae. Gene Ontology annotation, cellular component: cytoplasm. The transcript is spliced from 8 exons. Gene Ontology annotation, biological process: cell surface receptor protein tyrosine kinase signaling pathway; positive regulation of MAPK cascade. The coding region runs from base 1204 to 2079 and encodes 291 amino acids.
GGCGGGACCGGGAGAUACCGGACGGGGUUUGACCGAGAUUUGGGCUGACCGGGUGAUACCGGACGGGGUUUGACCGAGGUUUGGGCUGACAAGUGUCGGGGGCAAACGGCCGGGAGGUGACAACGCCCAGAGGGACGUCCCCGGUGGGAGACCGGGAUGCGAUGGGUGAUUGGGUGUCGGGGGGCGCCGGGUGUGGGGGUGCCGAGGUGACAGGUCGGGGAUAGGGGGGCAGAAGGUGCCCCCCAGCAGCUCUGGGUUCCCUGGGGGUGUUCCUGUGCGUGGGGUGGCUGAUGGGGAUGGGGAAUGGGGGCUGUUCCCCUCACAGGGAGCGCUGCCUCGGCCGCUCUCGGACAGCGGGCGGUCCCCAAGGCGCUGUCCCAGCCGGAUCCCCCGGCGUGCUGAGCUUUGGGGACCCGGGUGUCGCUGGCAUGGAGGAACAUCUCCGGGGAUGGCCCUGUUCUGUUUCCUGGGUUACUGCCUCCACCAGGGACUUCUCGACCUGGGAUAGGAAUCUGGUCCCCACCUGUUCCCUCCGGUGUGGGCUGGGGGAACCAGCAGGGACCGGGCUGAGCGAAGCCGAGCUCACGGGAGGGCUGGAGAGAGGCUGGGUGACACCGGGGGGGCGAGGUUGGAAGCCGGGGUCCCUCUGGCCCCCGGCGCCGGCCGAAACAGCCCAGAGCAGAGCCGGCCUGGCCGCUCCCACCGAACCCAGCCCGUGCCCGAGGGCCGGGGCCAUGUUCCUGCCCAAGCGAGCAGCCUGGGAGGAAGGAGGGGGAGUGCGAGAGGUGAUGGAGACCUGUGGGCGAGGUGUGGUGCGGGUGUCCCCUCGGACACAUGUUGGAGCUGGCGGCAGGGGACUGACCACUUGUCUGUGCCACCCUGGCUCCACCGUGCUGGCAGGGGUUAACACCGGACUGUUCCACUCGGAUGGUUCAGGCAGAGAAGGGAGGAGGAAGAGGAGGAGGAGGAGGAGGGGAAGGAGGAGGAGGAGGACGACAAGGAGGAGGGGGAGGAGGACGAGGAAGAUGUCACCCGUCGAUCUGUCAUUUCUCUUUUCCAGCCAGCAUGGGAGACACUGCUAGCACCAAGCUGGGCCAGUGGUGAGACAGGAGGGGGUAGGGAGGAACAUGAUGGAGAGGGGGGGGCGAAGGUGAAGGCAGCCCCCCCCUCCCAAAAUAUCCCCUACCCUAUCGAGCCAUCGCCAUGGCGACGAAUUUUAACGACAUCAUCAAGCAGGGCUAUGUGAGGAUGAAGAGCAAGAAGCUGGGGAUCUACCGGCGCUGCUGGCUGGUAUUCCGCAAAUCCUCCAGCAAAGGGCCCCAGCGCCUGGAGAAGUACCCGGAUGAGAAGUCGGCGUGCCUGCGGGGGUGUCCCAAGGUCACCGAGAUCAGCAAUGUCAAGUGCAUCACGCGGCUGCCCAAGGAGACCAAGAGACAGGCGGUGGCCAUCGUUUUUACCGACGACUCCGCCCGGACCUUCACCUGCGACUCAGAGCUGGAGGCGGAGGAGUGGUACAAGACGCUGUCGGUGGAGUGCCUGGGCGCCCGCCUGAACGACAUCAGCCUGGGGGAGCCCGACCUGCUGGCGCCCGGCGUGCAGUGCGAGCAGACGGACCGGUUCAACGUGUUCCUCCUCCCCUGCCCCAACCUGGACGUCUAUGGCGAGUGCAAGCUGCAGAUCACCCACGAAAACAUCUACCUCUGGGACACGCACAACCCCCGAGUGAAGCUGGUCUCCUGGCCCCUCUGCUCCCUGCGCCGCUACGGCCGCGACGCCACCCGCUUCACCUUCGAGGCCGGACGGAUGUGUGAUGCAGGAGAAGGUCUCUACACCUUCCAGACGCAGGAGGGUGAGCAGAUCUACCAGCGUGUGCACAGCGCCACAUUGGCUAUCGCUGAGCAGCACAAGAGGGUCCUGCUGGAGAUGGAGAAGAAUGUCAGGCUGCUGAACAAAGGCACUGAGCACUUCUCCUACCCCUGCACACCCACGACCAUGCUGCCCCGCAGCGCCUACUGGCACCACAUCACUGGCUCCCAGAACAUGGCUGAGUCCUCCAGCUAUGCUGGUUCAUCUUGCUGAAGCCAAAGUCCUCCAAAAGCGACAAGCCUGAAGACAGGGAGCCCACAUCGUCCCCAUGAGCUGGUGUGGGGGGACUGUGGCAGGGGUCCCCUUUUUCUUCUCCAAGGGGUGGCCAGGACGCAGGCAGUGACCCCUCAGAAUCUCCAGGAGACCGAGCUGGGGCAGCUGUAUGCCAAGGCCUUGGGAAGCAGGCACUGGCUCACGCCCUGGGCUGGCGUUAGUGGAGGCGAUGGCUGGCUCAGCCUCAACUGACUUCAAAUAUAUAUUGAAUACCUGUAUUGUAAGAGAUAUUUCCUUCUCACAUGAAUGCAAAUGUGGUGGCUGCUGAAGAGCCCUUGGGCAGAUGCCCAGAGGUUUUUGACUCUUAGGGAUCCAACUGGGAGGUGAAGAGAGGUGGGGGGUAGGGGGGGUCAAGAAAUUUGGAGUUUUCUGCUUGGCAGGAAGGCUGGAGCAUCACUCUGCCAUGGCCAUGGAGCAGCAUUGACGGAUGCAGCUAUGUCAGGCUGAUGGUGCAGGGUCCCACCCCUCCAUGAAGAGCAGGGUGCUUCUGAGGACACCCUGCCAUCCCUGAGCUGAUUUUUGCACUUCAAGCUAUUUAAACGCUUGCUGUAGAAUUGAUAUGUCUCAGGAGAAACUGGUUUUCCUUCCAGGGGGGUUGGUUGGGGUGAGUGGCCAGGCAGAGCCAAGCUCCCUGGCUUCUCCCACCCCAACACCCCUCACUCCUCCCACAGCUGUGUCCCCCUGCCAUGCCCCUGGUUUAUCUGCUGGUGGGCAACCAUGGGACUGGUUUUGGCCAGUAGCAUCUGUCUCUCAAGGGGCAGCUUUGUGGAUAUGAGAAACCCCAGGGCAGAGAAACCCAUGUGGAUGGGGAGAGAGCCACAUUCCUCUGUGCAUUCCCACAGCCCUCACUUCCUCCUCACCCACUGGGGGUGGAACUGGGCUUUAUGUGCUGAACUUAAAAAGCAAUUGAUUUUUUCUAGUUCUCCUAUUUAUUGACCUCCUUUAGAAGGGCUAUCUUUUUAUUGCUGUGCAAACCUUGGUGUUUCUUUGGAGUCUUCUUUCUGUCUGGGUUGGAUGCUUGGUGGUUUUAUUUCUGCCCUUUAAAGCUCCAGGUCCAUGUGUUGGGCACAGGGAGUGCUGUGAUGUGGGAAUCUGUGGUCUGUAAAUACUGUGUUUCAGGGUGGUGUAGCUUGUGGCUGAGGGGACAUGGGGACAGAGAAAGGCUGCUCCUUGCAGCAUGGCUGUACACAGAGGGGCUCUGGACCCUAGCACUGCCCUGGGGUUAGAGGUGGAACUUGCCCUCUUUUCCUGGCUACACACCUCAUCUGGAAAAGAUUUAACAUUUGUUACCAAAAAUGUUUGGGUUUUCUGUUUUUUAAGGAGUUGCUCAAUGAAUAAACAACCCUUAUCCACA